Molecule: messenger RNA, 432 nt
Organism: Monoraphidium neglectum
Lineage: Eukaryota; Viridiplantae; Chlorophyta; Chlorophyceae; Sphaeropleales; Selenastraceae
Exons: 1
Coding region: 1-432 (143 amino acids)
Source: RefSeq, a predicted model, not a curated record
AUGACCCUGCGCCUGACGCUCUCUGUUUCCGCCAACGGCGGCGGCGGCGGCGGCAGCAGCAGCAGCAGCAGCAGCAGCAGCAGCAGCAGCAGCGCCGGCGGCGGCGAGGCAGCCGCGGACUCGAGUGUCGGAGCUGGCGCCACAGCUGCCAGCCGGCUUGCCGACUUUAACUUUGGCCUGCAGCGCGACGAUGGCCGCUGCAAGCGCUUUUCAUUCAAGAGCCACGUGCGCAGCCCGUCCUCUUACUUCUUCUACUGCGGCCGCCGCCGCGCCCCGGAGGGCGCCGGCUGGCUGCGGACCGAGCACGAGGUCGCCGCGUGCCCGCAGGGCUUCCGGCGCGCGUCUGUGCUGCUGCGUGCGCGCGGCGCUGCCGGCGGCGGCGCGGGCUGUGAGGUUUGGGUCGGUAGAGGUGUGUUUUGUGCCGGCCUAUGA